GCUCUCACAGCAGGGCACAUAAUUCUUCUUGCUAUUCUACACUUCGAAAGAAACAAUCACACGCCAUACCAACCGCAAGAUGUCAGACUUAUCCCCCAAGCUCAUUCGUGUCUGCGUCCUCGCCUGCUCCUACGAGGGCUCCGACAGUGAGCUGAAGGAGUUCGAAGGGGAGCUGGUGCAGACGCCGCAGAACUUCUUCGACCACGACGACCCGCACUACACCUUCCACCUGGAGCUGAUUAAAAAAGCGACGGCCUACCGCCAAGUCCGACAGCUCGUCAUGUCCGGCAAGUUCGACGUCUUCUACAACCAGUGUGACGGUGCCAGGGACGAGGACCGCGCCGGUGUGGAGGUGGUGGAGGCGCUGGAGGAGUUCAAGGUGCCCUACACGGGGGCCAUCUCCAAGUACUACGAAAUGUCCAAGCCCGAUAUGAAGCUGGUGGCGCAUUACUACGCAAUCGACACCGCCAAGUACGUGGUGCUCGAGUCCGGGAACGACAUCCCUGUCAUGUGUGCCGAUCUGCAGUUUCCGUGCAUCAUCAAGCACAUCUCCGGCUACAGCAGCGUCGGCAUGGAUAAGAGCUGCAAGGUAUUCACCAUGAAGGAGUUGGAGGGACGCGCCACUCGCUUCAUGCAGGAGUACCAGUUUGCCCUGGUGGAGGAGUUCAUCUGCGGUGACGAGGCGACCGUCUUGGUCUGCAACGACGCGAGCGAGCCGGAGGGGGUUCGGGUGUUCCCGCCGGUGCAGGUCGCCUUUCCAGAAGGCGAGGACUUCAAGCACUUCCAGCUGAAAUGGGCGUCGUACGAGGGCAUGGAGUGGGCGCAGGUGCCGGAGAGCGAUCCGGCCAUGGCGGACAUGGUGAGCAUGGCGCGCUCCGCCUUCAAGCGCAUGAUGGGCGGCAUUGGCUACGGCCGUAUCGACGUCCGCAUUGACCGCGAUCACGGUAACAAGGUGAUCUUUCUUGAGAUCAACCCCAACUGCGGGAUUAUGUACCCGUACGGGCAGGAGGGGUCGGCGGAUUGGAUCUUGCGGCUGAACAAAGGUUUCCACCAGCGCGAGUUUGCGAAGUUGCAGAUACACGAGGCGAUAGAGCGCUGGAAGAGAGAACGCCCUCUCUACGUCCGGCGCUUCGACCCGGUCCGCGGCUACCACCUGCGCGCCAGCGAGGACAUCAGCAUCGGGACUAUCGUGUUCUCCGACGAGUGCCGCCCCGUCCGCCUGUGCACGAAGCCCUACGUCGAGGAGCAUUUUUCCAAGGCCGACUUCGACGACUUCCGGCACAACGCCUGGCCGAUUGGUCGCGGUGGUCACUACUACGCCCUGUGGGACCGCAGCCCGGCUCACUGGCGCGCCUUCAACCACUCCUGCUCACCCAACAUGGCGUUUGCGCCGCACCACUCCCUUAACGUGGUGGCCCUGCGCAACAUUCCAAAGGGCGAGGAGCUGACAAUGGACUACCGCCAGUUCAUGGACUCUAUCAUGCCUGGCUUUGUGUGCAACUGCAACGCGGAGAACUGCGAAGGCUUCGUCACGCCCGGAUCGCUGGCCAGCUCACCCGUUGCCACGGUUGCUGCGGAGCCACCGAUGCUGCUGCACGCCAACACAAUGAUGAUGCUUAAUCCGAUAUAA
This is a messenger RNA of Leptomonas pyrrhocoris, 1630 nucleotides long. RefSeq lists its product as hypothetical. The transcript has a single exon. The coding region runs from base 80 to 1630 and encodes 516 amino acids. Gene Ontology annotation, biological process: peptidoglycan biosynthetic process. NCBI's taxonomy places the organism in Eukaryota, Euglenozoa, Kinetoplastea, Trypanosomatida, Trypanosomatidae. The record is from RefSeq and is a predicted model, not a curated record. Gene Ontology annotation, molecular function: protein binding; metal ion binding; ATP binding.